Messenger RNA from Lutra lutra (Eurasian river otter), 3011 nucleotides. RefSeq names its product potassium calcium-activated channel subfamily N member 1 (gene KCNN1). Gene Ontology annotation, cellular component: neuron projection; neuronal cell body; plasma membrane. Lineage: Eukaryota; Metazoa; Chordata; Mammalia; Carnivora; Mustelidae. Gene Ontology annotation, biological process: potassium ion transmembrane transport. The transcript is spliced from 12 exons. The record is from RefSeq and is a predicted model, not a curated record. Gene Ontology annotation, molecular function: small conductance calcium-activated potassium channel activity; calmodulin binding. The coding region runs from base 740 to 2545 and encodes 601 amino acids.
GUUUGAUCCCAGGACCCUGGGAUCAUGACCUGAGACGAAGGCAGACGCUUAACAACUGAGUCACCCAGGCACCCCUCUUUGAAAAUUUCUAAGGAGCCCUGGGACCCCAGCUUUAGGCCCAGUUGCAGUAGAGGAGGGGAAGGCAGACCUGAGCAAGUGGGGGGUUUCUUGUCCCCACCCAGCCUCGCAGAAGCUGCCCCCUUCUAUGGAGAGUCAGGCAGGACUCUCUGUCCUUCCGUGUCCUCUGAGAUCACAGGUAUGUUCAGACGCCCACAAUGCCUGUGUCCCAAGCUCUGUGGCCCGUCAAGGGCAGGGCCGAGCUGGCUCCCUUCUCAGAUGGUGGCUUGGCAAGAGGGAACUUGGCAGAUCUAGCCACUCACUGUCCCCAGAUGGUACCAACUUAGUUCUUGCCCUUCCUGGCUUUGUGACCUUGGGCAAGGUGCUAAACAUCUCUGAGCCUUGUCUCCCAUCUGUGAAAUGGGACCAGGAUGGCCACCUACCUCACUGAGUGGCAAUGGGGAUUAAACGUGGUAAUUCUCAUAAAGAGCUCAAUAAAGGCCACAAUCAGCACUGGGUAUACAUUCACAUCGUGGGCGCUGGAAGCUCCACCCCCCUGCUGCCUCUCUCCCUCCCAGAGGCCACCUGUACCCAUCCCCCCAACCCCUCCCUGCCCAGGGCACCUUAGGACGAGGCUGCCAGGCAAGGAGGAGCAUGGCGGACACACGGCUGAAUUUGGCCUAUGCGUCGGGCGGCUGAGUCACAUCCCCAAACUGCAUCUUCAUCAGUGCGUUUCGGAAGGUCGUUUGCAGCACCCCACCCCCUCCAGGCGCUGUCUGCCAGGCCACUUGCCUCUCCUACCUAUGCCCCUGAGCCCCAGGCGAGGACCUUCUGCGCUCUCAGGAGAGAUGGUCAGCGCGGGCACCCAGUCUCUGAGCCAUGCUGGGCCCCGGGCGGCCUACAGCGAGCCCAACCCCGGCGCCCACAUAGUCAUGAACAGCCACAGCCCCAGCCCCCACAUGGCCCGAGCCUCCAGGUGGUGGUGGCCAAGAGCGAGCCAGCCCGGCCCUCACCCAGCAGUCCCCGGGGACAGCCCCAGGACCAGGAAGAGGAGGAAGACGAUGAAGAGGAUGAGGCAGGCAGGAGGAGGGACUCAGGGAAGACCCCAAACGUGGGCCACCGCCUGGGCCACCGGCGGGCACUCUUUGAGAAGCGGAAGCGCCUCAGCGACUACGCCCUCAUCUUCGGCAUGUUCGGCAUUGUUGUGAUGGUGACCGAGACGGAGCUGUCCUGGGGGGUCUACACCAAGGAGUCCCUGUACUCAUUUGCACUCAAAUGCCUCAUCAGCCUCUCUACUGUCAUCCUGCUGGGCCUGGUCGUCCUGUACCACGCCCGGGAGAUCCAGCUGUUCAUGGUGGACAACGGGGCGGACGACUGGCGCAUCGCCAUGACGUGCGAGCGGGUCUUCCUCAUCUCCCUGGAGCUGGCCGUGUGCGCCAUCCACCCGGUGCCCGGCCACUACCGCUUCACGUGGACAGCGCGGCUGGCCUUCACGUACGCGCCAUCGGCGGCCGAGGCCGACGUGGACGUGCUACUGUCCGUGCCCAUGUUCCUGCGCCUCUACCUGCUGGGCCGCGUCAUGCUGCUGCACAGCAAGAUAUUCACAGACGCUUCCAGCCGCAGCAUCGGCGCGCUCAACAAGAUCACCUUCAACACACGCUUCGUCAUGAAGACUCUCAUGACCAUCUGCCCGGGCACCGUGCUGCUCGUCUUCAGCAUCUCCUCCUGGAUCAUCGCUGCCUGGACCGUGCGUGUCUGUGAGAGGGAAAACAUAUACCAUGACAAGCAGGAAGUGACCAGCAAUUUUCUGGGGGCCAUGUGGCUCAUCUCCAUCACCUUCCUCUCCAUCGGCUAUGGUGACAUGGUGCCCCACACCUACUGUGGGAAGGGCGUGUGCCUGCUCACUGGCAUCAUGGGGGCUGGCUGCACAGCGCUUGUGGUGGCCGUGGUGGCCCGGAAACUGGAGCUCACCAAGGCAGAGAAACACGUGCACAACUUCAUGAUGGACACUCAGCUCACCAAGCGGGUAAAAAAUGCCGCUGCUAACGUUCUCAGGGAGACGUGGCUCAUCUACAAACACACCAGGCUGGUGAAGAAGCCAGACCAAGCCCGGGUUCGGAAACACCAGCGUAAGUUCCUCCAAGCCAUCCAUCAAGCUCAGAAGCUCCGGAGCGUGAAGAUUGAGCAGGGGAAGCUGAAUGACCAGGCCAACACUCUCGCGGACCUGGCCAAGACCCAGAAUGUCCUGUACGACCUCAUGUCCGAGCUGCAUGCCCAGCACGAGGAGCUCGAGGCCCGCCUGGCCGCCCUCGAGAGCCGCCUGGAUGCGCUGGGAGCCUCCCUGCAGGCCCUGCCUGGCCUCAUCGCCCAAGCCAUACGCCCGCCCCCACCACCCCUGCCGCCCCGGCCUGGCCCCGGACCCCCGGACCAGGCAGCCCGGAGCCCCCCAUGCCAGUGGCCACCUGUGGCCCCUUCAGACUGCGGGUGACUAACCCUGCCCACCACCAGACCCCUCAAUCUUGGCCAUCGUGUGGCCGCCACCUCCACGCCAUCUGAGAAGCCCUGUACAGUGGCGCCUCUUGGAGUUCAAGGAGCCGAAGCUGAGUUGGGCUGAGUGGACCAGGGCUCGCCCCACCCAGACCGUCUGGGCAGAAGACAGGGCCGGACCGCAGGCAAGGGCAGGGGUGGACCACUGCCCGCUUCCUCCCUGAUUGGAGCCGGGGCGGGGGACUGCCAGGAGCUUCCUUUUGGUCCCCUGGCCCCCCAACUCUCCCCAGGCCCCCGGUGGGCAUGGAGCAACCAGGAGAGGGGUCCUUGCCAGUUCUGAAUAAAGCAGGACCCACCCAGCUGCUGCCUGGUUUUGCAUGGCUAUGGGACACUGGUCAUCACAGCAUGGGAGGUGGCCGCUCAACUCCAGGUCCCAGAACGGAUGUGGGGAUCCAGCCGAGCCGGUC